AAUGGUACCGGGAUUUACAAAUGAUGGCUAACUCAAAGUAUUCAUCAACGCGGGAAACCACCAACCUUGCUCGUGUAGCCCGCAUUAUAUUGGGUCCUUGUACUGAUGUUCUUUGUGAUGUUCUCAAGAAAGAGAUUCCCCCUUUAACUCUGUCCCAGAAAGUAAAGACAUAUUUAGCUAAUUUACCAAAACGAAAACCACCUCCAAUCACCAAAGAACAAGAAAGGAUUAUACACAAUGGAAACUACUCAGACUUUGAUAUAACUUUACUCUUUUUUCUUUUGCGAAAUAUAUCGAACAUUUCACCACAUGCAAAACAAUGGGGAAAUGAACCAAUCCUAAGUGACAGGAGUGUGUCAGCAAACAUUGAAAGAAUUCGAUUGAUAAGAAACAAGUACGGGCAUUGUACAGAUAUAUCAAUUUCCGACACCGAUUUUAAUAAGAAAGUUCUAGAAAUGUCCAGCAUUAUUCAGGAUUUGGAAAAGUACCUGGGCACAUCUACUGUUUAUCAAGACGCAGUUGUUGAGAUUGGAAAUUGCUGCAUGGACCCUGAACAGGAAUCAAAAUACAUCAAAGAACUGCUGGAUUUGAAUAAAGAGAUUAAGGAUAUCUCAGAGAAAACAACGCUAAUAGAAAAUAGAUGUGUUCCUAAGAAUGUGACAGUUUUGUAUAAAAGGGAUAGUUUAAGAUGGGAAGAAGAUGACAAGGUUUUUUUAGAAACCCACAACUUCCCAGUGAUGCUAAAUCAAGUCAGGAAUCAACCAUACAUAACGUUUGUUGGUGCCCCAGGCUCCGGAAAAACGGCAACGGCCCGUCAUAUUGCUCUAAAACUGCAAAAGGAAGGGUAUGAAAUUUGUCCAGUAAAAGAAAUUAACAAAAUUGAGGAUUAUUGUAACCGAGGCAUUCCCCAGGUAUUUGUUAUCGAUGAUGUGCUAGGAAUUUUUGGAUUAGACGAACAUGAACUUCAUAUGAUAAAUAAGUACAGCGAAAGACUUAGAGAUCCAAUCAAUCCAAAAACCAAAACACUAAUGACGUGUCGCGAAGCAGUCUUUAAACAUGAAAUGAUAUCGGAAUGUAUUUUGAUAAAACGGGAGAAUGUAGUUAAUUUACAAAGUCGAGACAAUUCAUUAAAUGAUGACGACAAACAGAAUUUGCUCCAAAUGUAUAAUUUAGACAGAGAUCUACUGAGCUCAAAAAACUUAGCGUCAUCGUCAAGAAUGUUUCCAUUUCUAUGCAAACUGUAUUCGAACAAAAAGGAGUUGAAAUUUUAUGGACCAACCUUUUUUUAUCACCAGUUCCUUGUAUCAUUAAGGAAAUGAAUUCACUGAAAAUACAUAACAAACACCAGUACGCCUCGUUAGUUUUAUUGAUGGUUAACGGAAACAGAUUGUCA
Magallana angulata is the source of this 1393-nucleotide messenger RNA. RefSeq lists its product as uncharacterized. The record is from RefSeq and is a predicted model, not a curated record. The transcript is spliced from 3 exons. NCBI's taxonomy places the organism in Eukaryota, Metazoa, Mollusca, Bivalvia, Ostreida, Ostreidae. The coding region runs from base 21 to 1319 and encodes 432 amino acids.